AUGACGGAUUUACCAUACAGUGUGGAAUACGCAAAGUCUUCUAGAGCAUCUUGCAAAGUUUGCAAGAACAAAAUUGAUCAAGGCAUAUUACGAAUUGCACUAAUGGUGCAGUCUCCAUUUUUUGAUGGCAAGCAACCUACCUGGCACCACUUGGAUUGUCUGUUCGCUAAAAAACCUCCUACAGCUCUAAGUGAUAUUGCAAAUUUUAACAAACUCAAACAUGAGGAUCAAGAGAAAAUCAAAAAGAAGAUAAAUGGUGAAGAAAAGGGUACAAAAAGAGGUAAAGCCAAAGCAAAUGGAGCAUCUUUGCUUUACACUAUUGAGUAUUCCAAAUCAAGUAGAGCUACAUGUCGUCAUUGUGAUAUUAAAAUUUGUAAGGACGAAAUUAGAGUUGCUAAAAUUGACUAUGACCCAAAAUUUGGAGAACAUCCAUUAUGGCAUCAUUUGAAGUGUUUUGCUGAGAAGAAAGUUGAUCUGAACUUCCUUGGAAGUGGAGAAGAAAUUCCUGGUUUUAAAACCCUUAAAAAAGAAGAUCAAAAGCUUGUGAAAGAAGAAAUUAAAAAAUCAGAUGGUGAUGAGGUGCCUAUCAAGAAAGUAAAAAAGGAGCCAAAGGAUGAGGAGGAUAUAAAAGUGGAAACAGAACUAAAAAAGCAGCUAAAAAAACAGUGUAAGCUGUAUGAUAAGUGCAGGGAAUAUUUAAGCCAGCUAACCAAAAGUGAUCUGCAUUCUCUGCUGCAAGCAAACGACCAAGACGUGUUAACUGGCCGUGAUGAGUGCUUGAAUCAUUUAGCCGACUGCAUGGCAUUUGGUGCACUAGAUCAAUGUCCCGAAUGUAAGCAAGGUCAACUAGUGCUGGACACUUUCUAUUAUAAAUGUACAGGAGACAUGAAUGCAUGGACAAAAUGCAUGUACAAAACCAAAGACCCCAAAAGGAAGAAACUGAUAGUUCCACCUGGCUAUGCAAAUAAUCCUGCAUUUCUAAAAUAUAAGCCCAAAGUUGGGACAAGGAUAUUCGAGAAUGAACCUCCGCCAUCAACUGCUGUGAUUAAAAAGGAGGAGCCCAAAGAGGAUGCGAAACCAAAACAUAUACCUCCAUUGAAAAACCUGCAAUUUUUCCUUCUCGGCAAAUUUAAAACGCCUAAAGAGGACCUCAAGCAUCGCAUUUUGAAACUGGGAGGUCUUGUGGUGUCAAAAAUUACUGAUACCCUUGCAGCUGUUGUGUCUUCGAAAUACGAGAUAGAAAAAAUGUCAUCGAAAAUGGAGGAUGUUCAAGAAAAGGAAAUAGAAGUUGUUGAAGAGUCAUUCUUUGAUUUGAUAGACCCCAAAGAAGGCACUAUCUCAACUACUCUGCGUCUAAUAAGAGAAAAUAAUAUUGCUGAUUGGGGCUCUGACCCUAGUAAGCGAAUACCGCAAGAUGUACUUGAUGGAAAGUCGAUUCAAAAAUCUGGAAGUCAAUAUGUUAAGUCGAAAUCUGGAGUAACCAAACUGAAAAUCAAAGGUGGCACUGCGGUGGAUCCUGAUUCUGGGUUAGAGGAUGAAGCUCAUGUGUACAAAGACAGUAGUGGCACAAAGUACUCUGUUGUUUUGAGCAAAACUGAUGUAGUCGAACAAAAGAAUUCUUAUUACAAGAUACAGCUAUUAGAGUCUGACAAAAAUAAAAAGUACUGGAUAUUCCGAUCAUGGGGUAGAAUCGGAACUACAAUAGGCAGCAACAAGCUUGAAAAUUGUUCGUCAUUGUCAGAUGCUAUCAACAAGUUUGAAGACCUAUACAUGGAGAGAACGCAAAAUCCCUGGGAUGCAAGACAUCACUUUAUGAAGAUGCCUGGUGCAUACUAUCCUAUAGACGUGGACUAUGGAGACGAGCCUUCCUCUGCGGCACUGAAAGUGGACACCAACUGUAAAUUGGAUGUCGCUGUACAACGCCUUAUUAUGCGCAUAUUUGACAUUAAUGUCAUGAAACAGACUCUAAUGGAAUUCGAGCUUGACACAGACAAGAUGCCACUUGGAAAGCUAUCCAAAAAGCAAAUCAAAUCCGGCUACAAUGUGCUGUCCGAAUUACUUAAGUAUCUUAAUGAGGGCAAAGCCAAUGCAAAUAAAAUUGUAGAUGCAACAAACAGGUUCUACACACUAGUUCCACAUAAUUUUGGCACCGACAAUCCUCCGUUGCUAGACAAUGUUGAGGCAAUUAAAAAUAAAACAGAGAUGUUGGAUAAUUUGCUCGAAAUAGAAAUCGCCUAUAAUUUGAUGAAAACAGACGAGGAUGAUUCUGUGACUCCAAUUGAAUCCCACUAUCUGAAGCUGAAGGCAGAAAUUGCUCCGCUCGACAAGAAGUCGCCAGAGUACGAGCUCAUUAUGGAGUAUGUGAAGACUACGCACGCGGCGACGCAUUCCACAUACACAUUGGACGUUGAAGAGGUAUUUAAAGUGGUUCGUGAAGGAGAAGACAAACGUUACAAACCGUUUAAGAAGUUACACAACAGGCGGCUGCUGUGGCAUGGAUCUCGAGUCACCAACUUUGCUGGAAUUCUCUCACAAGGUCUUCGUAUCGCUCCGCCUGAAGCACCGGUGACGGGUUACAUGUUUGGUAAAGGCAUAUAUUUUGCUGACAUGGUUUCUAAGUCGGCAAAUUACUGUUGCACCAACAAGAAUAAUCCUGUGGGUGUCAUGCUGCUAUGCGAAGUUGCACUUGGUGACAUGAAGGAGUGCACCGCGGCGGAUUACAUCACGAAGCUGCCGAGCGGCAAACACUCGACGUGGGGGGUGGGGAGGACUCAGCCGGACCCGGCGCGGGCCCGCACGUUGCCCGACGGCACGCUCGUGCCGCUGGGCCCGCCGGUGCCCGCGCACAAAGACACUACGCUGCUCUACAACGAAUUCAUUGUGUAUGAUGUGGCCCAAGUCAAGGUCAAGUAUUUGCUGCAGAUGAAGUUCAAUUACAACUUCUAA
Molecule: messenger RNA, 2946 nt
Organism: Parnassius mnemosyne (clouded apollo)
Lineage: Eukaryota; Metazoa; Arthropoda; Insecta; Lepidoptera; Papilionidae
Source: the annotation of a GenBank genome assembly